AUGUCCACCGACGUCCUGUCGCAUUUUGGGGUUCUUGACGAACUCAUACAAGUCAUCUACCAGGGCCUUGAUCGAUUUGUCGCGCUAUCACAAGUAACGGAAUCUGCAUGGUCGAUUUACCUAGGCCUCAAGGGACCGGAAGGCAGGUGGUGGCGAGGCUCCUGGUCAGCCACACAUAUCCUCAACAUUACCGGCGUGCAAUCAGGCCCUCAGGUGCUUGAGAACUUUGCUGAAAAGCUUCGGACAACGUUUGUAAACGGUGACCUCACCAUUGGAGAAUGGACUGAGGGGGAGUCUGACAUCAACCUCACGUUUGGGCUCACCGCCAAGCAUCCACUACACAUGGCUUUGAAAUCACUAUCCGCAGCUGAAGCUGCAUCGCACGCAACUGCAGUGUUCACUGAAAUCGCACUACAAGCCCAGUCCCGCAAAUGCCAGCUAAACCCCCCUUUCCCGUCCCGCAACGUCAUCACCGUUAUCCCAGAGUCCUCCCACGCUAAUUCAGGUCCGCUGCGUUCCUUUUUUCAAGAUCCUGUCCCUGCUGCUGUCAAUCCGGUGGCCGAACGUAAAAUCAAAACUCUUGAGGCGGAACUUGCCCGUUCCAAAGAAAGGUCCCCGCCGGGUGAUACGACAUCUAAACCUUCAGCAAGCUCCCGACCUCCGAAGGGCGCAUCUUUGGCUAACCCGAAUAAAAAGGCAAGGAAGUACCAAGCUCUUGAAUUCGAGAGCGAUGAAGACUAG
This is a messenger RNA of Suillus clintonianus, 741 nucleotides long. RefSeq lists its product as uncharacterized. The record is from RefSeq and is a predicted model, not a curated record. The coding region runs from base 1 to 741 and encodes 246 amino acids. NCBI's taxonomy places the organism in Eukaryota, Fungi, Basidiomycota, Agaricomycetes, Boletales, Suillaceae. The transcript has 6 exons.